ACCGACGAUUGAUGGCAACCCAAGUCUGGGGAAGCGACGGUGGCGCCGCCCUUCAGCUGACCGCAGGCACUCCGACUGAAGCUUACUCCAACUUUCCACCUAAAUUCUCCAACAUGGCUGCCCACAUUGCUCCUGCCUGCACGCCCAUGACUGACUUGGUGGGCAGCGUCAUGACCCACCAGACCGGAUCACGCUGUGCAGAUUUUGAGAUGCGCGCGAUGGAGUGUCUGGAGGCAUAUGGCGUGCAGCGGGGAAGAGUGCGAUGUGUUGAUUACCUGGACGAUCUGAGGGAAUGUACCUUCAAGAUCAAACAGCUUGCCCGAGUGAGUGAGAUGCGGAUUGAGCGUCACCGCCAGUGGCUCGUGGGAGAAAGAUCAAGUGAAGACCACUACGCACCACCAGCAAGGAGUGAUGCAUAUUAGCAGUAUUUUUCAUAGGAAAA
Portunus trituberculatus (swimming crab) is the source of this 442-nucleotide messenger RNA. It is a transcript of the gene ND-15, whose product is annotated as NADH dehydrogenase [ubiquinone] iron-sulfur protein 5-like. Lineage: Eukaryota; Metazoa; Arthropoda; Malacostraca; Decapoda; Portunidae. The record is from RefSeq and is a predicted model, not a curated record.